Messenger RNA from Drosophila teissieri, 6485 nucleotides. It is a transcript of the gene Pde1c, whose product is annotated as calcium/calmodulin-dependent 3',5'-cyclic nucleotide phosphodiesterase 1. The record is from RefSeq and is a predicted model, not a curated record. Bases 391 to 4041 code for a protein of 1216 amino acids. Gene Ontology annotation, molecular function: 3',5'-cyclic-AMP phosphodiesterase activity. Gene Ontology annotation, biological process: signal transduction. Lineage: Eukaryota; Metazoa; Arthropoda; Insecta; Diptera; Drosophilidae. The transcript is spliced from 10 exons.
UGCUGCUCCUGCUCCGCAUUUUCUUAUCGCGUUCGCGUGCUUUCUUUCACCUGAGCAUCUCCAUCCGCCGGCUAGUCGUGUGUUUAUUGCAAGCAGAUCGGAAGCCAGAUCGGAAACUCAGAUAUCGAAGUUCAUUUCCGUGUGAACCGUGUGCUGUUCGGAAAUCCGUUAAUCAAAAGACAGCAUAAAAGUCCAUUGCAAGAGGACAUUGUGAGUUCAAGUGAAUUUCAAUAGUGAAAAAUGAAUAUAAAAUGUAAUUCCAAUACAACAAAUUCAACUGGCGUACGUCGACAAGGCAAAUUGUUUCCCACGGUUUCGUAAAAUGCAUUUCGAGUCAUAAAUUAAUUCCACCGAUAUACGUAGAGCGUGCUACUAACUAAAUCGUUUAAAAUGGGCGAUACUCUGGACGAGACGCCGCCCACGCGACGCGACAAGCCACAAACAUUGAACAUUGGCCAGGAGGAGCAGGGAUCGGAUCCCGCUUCCACCAACACCACUAACACCGCCGCCCCCGUGUCCUCAAUCGCCAUUCCCGCUGCCCGCGUACCGCGCCACCGAUUGCGUCACGCGGAUCGGGAUCGGGAACGGGAUCGGGAUCAGAAACGGGAUCACUCGAGCGACGGCCUGGUUUCGAGCGGCGAACUGCGGGACGAGUUCAUGGGCAUCGAUGCCCAGCCGCGACGCGAGAGUCUGAAUAGCUGCGAGGUGGGCAGUCCGGGAACGAUGUCCUCCGGUCUCGGCAAGGCGGCGCGGCUCAACAGUUCCAGGUACCCGUCCGGCGGCACAGGUGCCAUUGGCCUGAGUGUCAUGGGCAACCUGGUGGGCACCACCACCCGCAAGUGCGUCCUCACGCUGGACGGGUACUCCUAUGUCAUAGUUGCCAGCACGCCGGAGACUUUGCCCAGCAAGCGGGACGAGGCAAGUGGUGGGGCGGGCACCACCGGCGGCACAAGUGGUGCGGCAGCGAGCAGCAGUGGUGCAGCGAGCGGAGCGGCGAGUGGGUCAGUUGGCCCUGCAAGCGGAACGGGAACGGGAUCGGCGUCCGGAGGAGCAGGUGGUGUCAGUUCGCCGGCACAGGAAGCCGCCAGUCCCACGGUCUCCGAGCUCAGUGGCAGUGGCUCAAAUGCGACCAUAAAUGGUCAAGUGGCAAGACACGGCUCACUGACGAUUAUCCGACGCACCAACAGCCGCAACUUCAACCAAUUCGACGGCCAACUGGCAUCGCCCUCAACCACCGCCUGCAGCAGCACAGUGCCGGGAAUUGGCUUCGCCCAGACGCCGCUCAGUGAACCACUUGCGGACCGACUGUGCUUCCGUGCCGGUGGCUCCAACGGAUCCGCGUCCGCCGGCGACAGCCGAUCCAGCAAUCAGGGCCCAUCGAAUUCCGGACCAGCCGCCAACGCAGCCGCCGCCGCCGUCGCCGCGAAAAUGCAACCAUCAUCGCCGAAUGCCACCAACUAUCUGGCCGAUAAUAUUCAGAUCUCGUCGGCCAAUCUAUCGCAAACCGAAAUGGUCGUGGGUCGCGAUUCGGCCGACUAUACCGCCAUGCACUCGAUAAACGUGGGCGUCGGCAACAACUCGUUGCUGCGGGGCGACACCGAUAUUCCGCAGGAGUCGGGACACUCCUUCGAAACGCCCUCGAAUAUGUCGUUCGCCGCCGGGCAAUGGGAUACGGAGAAUUUGCCGCCAGUCGACACGCCAGAUGCCCUUAACAAAGCGGCCGGGAGAAUACGCAGUCUUCUCCGCCGCAUGGAUCAUGAGGCCGUGGCCUACGAGGACAUGCAGCGGAAUCUGCACUACGCGGCUCGUGUGCUCGAGGCCGUCUUCAUAGACGAAUCAAGAAGCCCCACAACAGGUAAAACAAAGUUGGGGCAGAUUGCGUCCUCAUCCGUUGAGAGCGAAGAAGGGGGCUGCAAUGGGAACUGCAAGAACCUGAGCUGCAAUCGCCACAGCCACGGACGAGAUGACCAGCAGCAGGACAACAACAACUCGAACAGCAGUUGCAGCCUGCAGGAGGCGACGCCUGGGGGAGCAGGAGCAGGUGCAGGUGCAGAUGCCGCUGGAGGUGGAGGUGCAGAUGGAGCCGACAACCAGGACAGCAUAGAGAGUCGCACCAAGGGCGUUUCCCAGGCCCCGCAGACCCACAGUGGCCCAACGGGCCCACCACCAUCCGCAUCCACGAGCGAAACCAUCGCACCACCUGCCCCUAAGCUUCAACCCGCCCUGGAAACCGUGAGGGAAUCGGUGAUGGAGGAGAGUCCUUCGAAGGACCCCGGCGACAAGGGACCUGCACCACCGACCACCACCACCACCGCCACCACCUCCACAUCCAGCAGCUCCACCAGCGCAACCACAGAGCCAAGUGCCAAGGCGGCCGAGAGUCAGGUGGGAAGUGCCGGCAGCAGUGGCAGUUGCAGUAACCCAGCGGCGGUGCACCGGCAACGGCGCCUAAGGACACCCACCUGGGCCAGGUCCAUGUCGACGAACAAAACGCGCCUGGCCGACGAGGACGAUGAGCUGUCGGAGGUGCAGCCGGAUGCAGUGCCGCCGGAGGUGCGCGAGUGGCUGGCCUCGACCUUCACCCGCCAGAUGGCCACCAGCCGGCGCAAGAGCGACGAGAAGCCCAAGUUCCGCUCAGUGGCCCACGCCAUCCGCGCCGGCAUCUUCGUGGACCGCAUGUACCGCCGCGUCUCCAGCUCGGCCCUCACGGCCUUCCCACCGGACGUGGUCAGGCUGCUCAAGAACCUGGACGACUGGACCUUCGACGUCUUCGCCCUCACGGAGGCGGCCAGUGGCCAGGUGGUCAAGUACGUGGCCUACGAGCUGUUCAACCGCUACGGCUCGAUCCACAAGUUCAAGAUUGCGCCGGGAAUCCUAGAGGCGUUCCUGCACCGCGUGGAGGAGGGCUACUGCCGGUACCGGAAUCCGUACCACAACAACCUGCACGCCGUGGACGUGAUGCAGACGAUCCACUACUGCCUGUGCAACACGGGUCUGAUGAACUGGCUGACCGACCUGGAGAUCUUCGCCUCGCUGCUGGCCGCCCUGCUGCACGACUACGAGCACACCGGCACCACCAACAACUUCCACGUGAUGUCCGGAUCGGAGACGGCCCUGCUCUACAACGAUCGGGCUGUGCUGGAGAAUCACCACGCCAGCGCCAGUUUCCGGCUGCUGCGCGAGGAUGAGUACAACAUCCUGUCGCACUUGUCGCGCGAGGAGUUCCGCGAGCUGCGCGGCCUGGUCAUCGAAAUGGUGCUCGGCACCGACAUGACCAAUCACUUCCAGCAGAUGAAGGCCAUGCGCCAGCUGCUGACGCUCCAGGAGGCGACCAUCGACAAGCAGAAGGUGCUCUCCCUGGUGCUCCACUGCUGCGACAUCUCGCAUCCGGCCAAGCAGUGGGGCGUCCACCAUCGCUGGACGAUGCUCCUGCUGGAGGAGUUCUUCCGCCAGGGCGACCUGGAGAAGGAGCUGGGCCUGCCCUUCAGUCCGCUGUGCGAUCGCAACAACACGCUGGUGGCCGAGUCGCAGAUCUGCUUCAUCGACUUCAUCGUGGAGCCCAGCAUGGGCGUCAUGUCCGACAUGCUCGAGCUCAUCCUGGCCCCCAUUGCGCCCAUGAACAAGGCCAAGCCCGCCACUCUGGUGGAGCACGAGCCGACCGCCAACUCCACGACCAACUCCGCCAUCGUGAUCCCCAACUCGGGCAUCACGCCCAGCAUGGAGAAGCCACGCGAUCGCACCGAGGCCAAGACCACCGCCGCCGAGUGCCUCGCCCGCAAGAGUCUCACCGUCAGCGCCGCCUCCAAGUUCAACAUACCCAAGCCGUGGCUCACCUGCCUGGUGGAGAACAAGCGGAUAUGGAAGGAGCAGGCCGUCAAAGAUGCCGAGGCCCGCGCUUUGGCCACCGCAGCGGAAGAAGCUGCAGCUGCAGCAGCAGCAGCGGCGGAGGAGGGCGAGGGGGAGAGCAAGCCGGAAACGGAAGCGGCCGAUGGCGAGCAGAGUGAGGCUGCGGCGGAGCCGGCAGAUGGCGCUGCCGCCUAAGGGGGGCCAGUGCGCCACCUGUCGGCCGGCGGCCAACGGCAAGCUGAAACGGAAACGAAAACGGAAUGAAACAGAACACACAAGAGGACACGUUGAUGGUUACACUGAGAGAAAGUGCGGAACGAACGAGACGAAGCUGCAAGAAUAUUGUUUACUAAGCUUAGAAUCAGCCUAGAAUAUUAACAGAUAACAAAACGCUUCAAAUGCGCUCUCUAUGUGAAUUGUGGUAGAGUUAGACUAGCGUACAUCAUCUACAUACAUAUAAAUAGGCUUAGUUGCGGUACACUAAUAUUGAUAUAUAUAUGUAUAAAUACUGUACACUGUAUACUGUACAGUGUACACUUUGUUGUUGCAAGCGGGAAAGCUAAUUGAAAAACAGAAGAAAACCUAUGAAAAUGGCCAGGCACAAAUACAAACGAACAGAGGAAAAUAAACGCGUAGAUGUAAAUAGCGAGGAGUUCAACUGGAAUUUGUUGUGAAUUUGUUGGUUCGUUGCGAGCAUUUAUAUUUAGAAUUCAGUUGUACUUGUACUUCGUUAGUUUUAGUCAAAUGUGGAAUUUAUCGUAUGAUUUGUAUAAGUUCGAUGUACGCAAUUUCGUUCUAAUUAAAUACAUAUAUAUUUUUGUAAUCGUUUCCACCUUUUAUUUGCCACCUUACUUUUCGUGUUUUGUGUGUUUUUGUGUGUUUGCAUUUACCAAGCAUUCGAAUUGCUCAAUUUGACGAGUGGUUUUCGUGAGAAGUGGUGACAGACUCGACGAUCUGUCUAGAUAUUAAGUACCUAACUAAAAGCUAAACCAAAAAAUACCUGACAACUAGCUAUACGACUUGUAUAUACUCUCCAUCACACCAACCCCAGCCCCUAACAGACUUUUCCUGAAAAAGAAGAACUCUAGAAACCAAACGAAAGCGAGGAUUUCGAAAACUUUCCACUCUACAAAUGCACAUAGCUACCUACACGAUGGGAUAUAUAAUAUUUAUUGUUAAGGAUAUAAUAGUCACGUUUCUACAAAACAUAUUUAUUUUUAUACGUGAGCGCGGGACAAAAGUGAGAGCAGGAUGUUGGGGGCUUGAGUCGCAGGAGGAUUUGAUUUCCUUUCGUUUCGGUUUUUCUUUUCCUUAAUCAACUUGAAAUGUUUUCAAACGUUUUUCAAAAUGUCUGAUAGCGGGACCAUUCUUUUAAGAUUUACCACUGCUCUUUACCAUUUGAGCAGCAGGCGAAAAGCGGCGGAAAUGAGGGAAAACUGAAGUGGAAAAAAGUCGAGGAACAGCAGAGACAGCAGAGAGUCAAAGGGCAGUGGUAAAAGUGCUUAGCAGUAAGGUACCAAAUUAUCAGCUGAAAUUGGGAUCAUAGCUUUAUUAAGGUAGUCGAUAAAUGUACGAAAAAUCGUGGUGCAGAUGCAGAUGCAGAUGUGUAUAGCGGAUGUCUACUAGUAGCCAUAGCCACAAAUUAAAGACAAACAUUAAUCUACUCCUAGCCCACCCACUAAUGGGAUAAAUAUAGCGCCAGAAUACCAAAUACCGAAUACCGAAUACCUAUUAUGCGGACCGUAAAUAUUAUUGAACAAACAGUGUGUGUUAGUGUAUAUCAAACUUGAACGCUCAAAGCGAUGCGCAUAUAAAAUACAUAUAUCGUAUGUGUAUAGCGACCUCUCUCAAAAAUCUGUACAAAGUCCUGAUUAAUAUAGCGCUAGGCUGCAGACCUUCAAAGGAAACUGAAAAAGUUGUUAUUUAUCUCUGUUGAAAUUGAGAAAGCCAUGAAAAUGAGAAACACUACUAAUCGAACGUAUGCAAACGGAUAUAUACAUACAUAUAUGAGGUUUACGAUUCAAUGUUAUUAGCAAAACGUAGUCUAGUAGUAUCAUUAACACACAUAGACAUACUAUAUUAAAUAGUUCCGGCCGAUGUGCAAACUUGUUAUCGAGAAACAUAGCUGAUGGAACAAUAUGAAAUACACACUUGCAUACGGUAAAUAAGUUGAAAGCAAUCAUUACAUUUAAUAAUAAUAAUAUGAACUACUUAACUAUAAAGCCCCCCAAUAAAAUAUGAAAAAUACAUUUUGUGUAAAUACAACUUGCACAGGAUGCAAAAAGAUGUAGUAUAUUAGCGAAUGCACUCUAACUAAAGGGAAUAAAGUAGCCAUCCCACACCAAAAACAGAACAAAAACCGAAAUCGCAUAUUACUGAGAUCUGUAAAUAACUUUGUUUCAUCUGUUCAUUUCUAGCCCAGUUAUUGAUAUAUCGUAUAAGCAAACUAAUUGUGUACUUUACAAGUUUUCUCAAAACAAAAGCCUACUAAUGAGACGUUUUUAAUUUUCCUACUAUGUUAAACUCAACAUUUAAUAUGCAUAAACUAACGGCGAUGGUCUAAAAUUUGCAAACAAAUAUUUGAGAUAAAGGGUAUAUGGCUGAGAUGUAUGCUUAUUACGAAAUACUUUCAAGUACAU